UUAGAAAGGACUCGCGAUCCCCCCCUGUUUCUUUUGAAGUGGGGGAUUUGUUCUCCGAUACCAGUCUCUUCUCUUUAAGCUUUGGCAGUUUGCAAGCUUCUUUUAUUCUUUCCACAGCCAUAUAAAAUCAAAUAGUAAAUUCUUUCCUAGGUCUAUUCUGUCGACUAACAUUGAAUUUUUUCGUCUUCGCGUAUCUCCUUAUAUUGGAGGAUCAUUUACUACUUUAUAGAUUUGAAUCUCAGUCGAGAUGAUAUUAGCUAAAUCAACUCUACAAAAAUUGUAGAUUGAUCGCGCAGAUUGAUUAGGCGGAAAUAUAACACUAUGGUACAAAAGCCUAUUUUCUUUGAACAAGUUAAGUCAUGCAUCCUAAGCUUUCAUAAUACUAAUGACAAGAGUGUCACGGACGAAACUCAUUUUUUACAAAGCUUAUGUGAGGCUAUAGAAUCUGUCCUACGCAUGGGACUAAAGUGUAGUCAUCGCCUAAUAAAGCGAAAGGAUUAUUGGAACUGGAUGAAAAACAUUCCACGCAUUUGCGAAAAAUGGGAAAUAUUUGUCCACCCAAGUUACUUGCAGGCAAUCAAUCACGUAAGUGGUAUUCAGUUAGCAAUUGCUAACUGAUGGAUUAAUUCAUUGAUUGCUAAUGUGUGUUAUAACAUACCGUUAUAACGGUUACAAUCGUUAAUAUGGGCACAUAUAUGUUCGUAUACAGUGGUGUUUACACAUAUGCGUAAUACUCACUUCAAAAAAUUCGGAUGUAAUAUAUAGAUAAGCAGUAAUAGCAGCCAGGUUGUUGACGAUCCUAAGUGGUUUCAUAAGCGAUUGGAUAACUGUAUUACAUGCGUUAGUUUUUGCACAGUAUGCUCUUAACAUAUAUUUGAUGUGGCACUUUCUUUCUAUAUCUCCAUACAAGUAGACAACCUUACUUUCGAUUUCAUGUAUCACACUUAAGACUGACAGGAAUCAGACAAUAAUUAUUCAAUUGCUCAUCUAAAUAUGCUGUUUAAACAGCACUAAACACGUAUAUUUUUACGUUUUUAAGGAAAACUAUAUCGAGGAGAAAACUACCAAAAUCUUUCAGAGUGGUUUGGUAAAGAGCAUACAUUCACCAGAGUCGCCUCGUUUUCCUCCAGUUUCAAGGGUCUUAUGCACGAAAGAAGCUUAUUUUUAUACUUAUUCUAAACAUCAGGGGAAAACAUUCUUCAGUCUUGUUUUGUCAUCCUAGUCUGUUAGGUGGCUCUGUGUAUAGUUCAUUUCACUCUACAACUGAAUAAUGGGAAAUAAACCCAAUCCACCAACUGAAUUUAUGGGGUUCAUAUUUGUUUGGGAACAGGUUCACAAAUGCCGUAGUGUCACCACUGCUCAAGGACGUGGGCGUCUCCUUAUUCGUAUGUUAUUGAGUUCCGGAACUUUGGAUUUCCCAUUUAAGUUACUGCUAAAUAACAUGCAUUUAUCAGCUGCAUUCUAUGAGGAGUCCGAGUCAGUUAUGGGGAACGAUAUUCUUAUUCAAAUAUUUUGUUCUCUUGUCAGUGAGGUUUGUCGGAUUCCUUUUAAUUUGAAUGUGGAUAAUACGGAAUUCCUUGAUGAAACAUGGUGUCUUCCAACAUUUAAGACGUUUACAUUCGUUCCAUGCAAAAUGCUUGGUGCUCGUGUCGAAACGGUAGAUGGCCAUUAUUUAGUUACAGAAGUAGAUCCUACUGGAGUUGUUGCAGAAGAUCAUCAGAUAACUGUUGGUGAUAUUCUAUCUACCAUGUAUGGUUGUAUAUUACACAAUUCUGGACUCUUUUUAAAUAAUCUUCGAUCUCUUUAUGAUGGCCAACCCAUUCCAGUUGGUGUUACGAAAGCUCUAAUGCCUGACGGGCGUAUAUAUCCCCGUUUAAGAUCUCUUUUGGAACAAUAUGGUUAUGUCAAUUUGAUUACAGACCUCGAAAGAUCAGGACCAGUUCAUAUUAUUGACAAUUCGAAGUUCCUCAAUCAGGAACCUUGGUAUCAUUUUCGAUAUAUUGGACAAUGUGAAGUGGGUUCAAGUGGUGGAGUUAAUUUGAUAAAUCAAUCUAUUGUUUCUGUUCUAAGUAAUUUAAAAAAUUCAGAUGAGCAAUGUCCUGUGCAAAUUGAAUUGGGUGAAUUGGGUGUGAUUGUAUGGCAGUUACAGCGGAAAGAUAAUAAAGUUUGUCGUAGUGAAGAACCUCUUCUACGUCAUUCCUAUCCACAAAUAUCUUCAUGCGGUCGAAGAACCGAUGGGACCAAUUAUUUUGCAUAUAUAGCCGGUGAGGAAUCAUGCACUACAGCUAGUCAUUUUACAUGUUAUGUAUUUGAAUCAAUGGAUAAAGAAGAAGCUAGAAGAAUUAUAUCCGGUUUAUCAAUGGGCUUUGAUAGAACACAUUGGACUUUAUAAUUAUUAAAGACAACAUAAUGUAAGAGCAUUUUUAAAUAAUGGAUCUAUUUUAUAGCGAAAAUUCAUUCAAUACUUGUGAUCACUUUUCUUAUAAACAUUCAAAACAAUGUGGCAUAAUUUUCAUAUUCUGGUUUAAUUGAUUUCAUUUUAGGUGAUCUGUUUCAUUCCUGUUAAUUAUGUGAUAAGUUUUUGUUUAGUUUGUUUGUUUUUCUAUCUCGAAAAUUUACUUCAUUUAACUCUGUUUUACAUUCAAGUAAAUAUUAAUGGAUAUAUUAGAAGAUUAUUAAGUGAUAUCUUUAACUUUUUUUUCCCAUUCUCCUACUUAUUUCCCAUGUAUUUUCGAAAUAAACUACAAAUGCUCAUUCGAUUUAUAUUUAUAAGUUUUUAUUUGUCUCUUUGUUCAUAGUGAAUUAUUUUUUGCUAUGUAUGUUUGUCUUUAUGUGUGGUUUUGUUUGUUAAAUAAAUUACCAUCGGCUAUAUUGAUUUUAUGCCGUGGAACAUGUAUUGUUCAUUGUAUUGUCAAGUUAUCUGUGCAUUUUGUAAUAUACACUUUUUUGAGUUAUAUAUAUGUGUACCCAUGGUGGUAGUAUUGUUGUGUUUUCAUGUCUGUUUGUUGUCCUUGAAAUCACCUUUGACCUGAAUAUUGAACUUAAUUUCUUUAUGGGGAAGUUCAAUAGUUACCCAAUACGUAAAUUCUUAUCUAGAUUUUAUUUGAAACAAAAUUAAAGUUUUGUUUUAAUAUAGUUGGAAAUGCUUAAGUACAUAUCGAUUUUCAGUAUGGUGACCGUGGAGGUUGUUGAAUUUUAUUGAGCACAUGAACUACUUCAAGUUAGACAACUAUUCUAAAAGUGAAAGCACUGGUAAACUGUUUCGUUCUAGCAUGGGACUCUCCAGCAGUGCGCA
Messenger RNA from Schistosoma bovis, 3295 nucleotides. Lineage: Eukaryota; Metazoa; Platyhelminthes; Trematoda; Strigeidida; Schistosomatidae. The record is from the annotation of a GenBank genome assembly.